GCCUAUCUCGGUGCCGCCAUCUGUGUGUUACGAAGGAAAUUUGGAGGAGAAAAAGAAGCUGGACAAUUGAAAGGAGAAUCCCCGAGUCCAUUCUGGAAUAUCAACACGUCUCCGACCCAAGGGCGUGAGAGGUCGAGCUCUCGCUAGCACCAAGCAGUAACAGGUCCAUCUACAUCCUCGAGACGCCUACACAGCCAUGGCACCAUCAAAGGAGAACGGCAAUUGGUCGACCAACUUUGACACAGUGCGCCGUCACGACCUCUUCCGCAACCCUCCCUCGGACAAGUCGGCAUACCCUACUCUGGCCUCGGCCGUCGACCCUCAUGUACAAUCCUUCAACGCCGUCUUCGCAGAGAAGGGCCAGCUCUACCAUGCUCUUCGUGACAUUGGUACCAAGACUUUCUUCGACGGCAACCCAAAUGAGCCCUUCUCGGCCGAUGGUCCUCGACGAAACAGGCUUCAAGUCCGCGUGAAGGAGGUCUUUCUUGAGAAGAGCAUGCUUCCUCCUUCCAACAAGAUCGACAAGAAGCGCGAGAUUCUUCCCGUAGAAUGCAGAGAGCGCCACUGCACCUACAGAGGUCGCUUCAGAGGCCGCUUUGAGUGGCGCAUCAACGAGGGCGAGUGGAGGGAGAGUGUCAGAGAGUUCGGUUCUCUGCCCAUCAUGUUGCGCUCAAACCGCUGUCACCUCGAGGGUCUUUCACCAAAAGAGCUUGUCGACAAGAGAGAAGAGACCGAGGAGCUGGGAGGAUACUUCAUCGUCAACGGUAUCGAAAAGCUGAUUCGUAUGCUCAUCGUCAACCGAAGAAACUACCCCAUGGCCAUCAUCCGUCCCUCUUUCGUCAACAGAGGUGCAACAUACACAAAAUUCGGUAUCCAGAUCCGUUCCGUCAGACCCGAUCAAACCUCGCAAACCAACGUCCUCCACUACCUCAGCGAUGGUAACGUCACCUUCCGUUUCUCAUGGCGCAAGAACGAGUACCUCAUCCCCGUCAUGAUGAUUUUCAAGGCCCUGGUUGAGACGAAUGACCGCGAGAUCUUCGAAGGAUUGGUCGGCCCUGCUGGAAGCAAGGGUAUUGAAGAGAAGCAAUUCGUCACCGACCGUGUCGAACUUUUGCUACGCACAUACAAGGCCUACAACGUCCACGGACAAGCGAAGACACGCGCAUACCUUGGAAGCAAGUUCCGUAUCGUCUUGAGCGUGCCUGAUGACAUGUCCGACGAGGAUGCUGGUGUCGAGUUUCUGAGAAGAAUCGUUCUUCCUCACCUCGGAACAUCUGAUAACAAGGAGACCAACGACGCCGACAAGUUCCGUAUGCUGCUCUUCAUGACCAGAAAGCUGUACUCACUUGUCGAGGGAGAGUGUGCUGUCGACAACCCUGAUGCUGUUCAGAACCAGGAGAUCCUCUUGCCCGGUUUCCUCUACGGUAUGAUUGUGAAGGAGCGCAUCGAGGAAUGGCUGAACUCGAUCGGUCUGCAACUCCGCGAUUGGGGCAGGACCACCAAUUGGGCGCCUAUUGUUUCUGAGGAGUUUGAACGUGACUUCAGCGCAAAGAUCCUCCGCAGAACCAACGAGAACUUGGCGCAGGCACUGGAUUACUUCUUGUCCACUGGUAACCUGGUCUCUCCCAGUGGUCUGGAUCUGCAACAAACCUCCGGCUUCACCGUCGUUGCUGAAAAGAUUAACUUCUGGCGUUUCAUCAGUCAUUUCCGCAUGGUUCACAGAGGUAGUUUCUUCGCUCAACUCAAGACCACAACUGUCAGAAAGCUGUUGCCUGAGAGUUGGGGCUUCCUCUGCCCUGUCCACACUCCUGAUGGUUCCCCUUGCGGUCUUCUCAACCAUUUGGCUCACAAGUGUAAGAUUGCCACAAAUGCUGUCGAUACCAAGACUAUUCCUGGUCUGAUUUCACAACUGGGUGUUACCGAGACCCCUUCUGCAUCCGUCGAUGAUAGCGUCGUCGUCAUGCUCGAUGGUCGCAUUCUCGGUUUCUGCUCCCCUAAACAAGCUCGUGUGAUCGGGGAUACUCUACGCUACUGGAAGGUCGAGGGUACUCACGGCAUUCCUUCCGAGCUGGAAAUUGGUUACAUCCCCAACUCACAUGGAGGCCAAUACCCCGGUGUUUACAUGUUCUCGCAAGCAGCCAGAAUGUUCAGACCUGUCAAGUACUUGCCGCUGGGUAAGGAGGACUUUGUCGGUCCUUUCGAACAGCCGUUCAUGUCCAUUGCCUGCACGGAGCCCGAAAUCGUCUCAGGCGACUCUACUCACGUCGAAUUCGAUCCUACCAAUAUUCUCUCUAUUCUCGCCAACCAAACACCCUUCUCAGAUUUCAACCAAUCUCCCCGUAACAUGUACCAAUGCCAAAUGGGUAAGCAGACCAUGGGUACUCCUGGAACUGCUUUGAAAUACCGUACCGAUAACAAGUCAUACAAACUUCAAACUGGACAGACACCAGUUGUUAGGCCCCCUCUGUACAACGAAUAUGGUCUGGACAACUUCCCCAACGGAACCAAUGCCGUCGUUGCUGUCAUCUCAUACACUGGUUACGACAUGGACGACGCUAUGAUUAUCAACAAGUUCGCCCACGAGCGCGGCUUCGGUCAUGGAACCGUCUACAAGACCAAGAAGGUCGACCUUGCAGAGGAAAGCGGUGGCAGACGUGGUCGUGCCAACGUGAAGAAGCUCUUCGGUUUCGCUCCUGGCGGUCUCGUUCGUGCACAAUGGCGCGCAUCUCUGGAUGACGACGGCCUCAUCGCCGUCGGCAUGAAGGUCAAGAACGGCGACAUCAUCGCUGCAUCGCACACCGUCACCAAGGAUCCCAUCACUGGCGAAUAUAUCAACCGUGAUGGCAUCACUCACUUGCACAAGUACAAGGACAAUGAGGAGGCAUACGUUGAGGAGAUCAAGAUGCUCGGCACAGACACUGGUGGUGAUGAACCCUGCCAGAUGCUCAGCAUCAGACUUCGCAUUCCUCGUUCGCCUGUUAUUGGUGACAAGUUCUCUUCUCGUCACGGACAGAAGGGUGUUUGCUCGCAAAAGUGGCCUACUAUGGACAUGCCAUUCAGUGAGAGUGGUAUGCAGCCUGAUGUCAUCAUCAACCCUCACGCUUUCCCUUCUCGUAUGACUAUUGGUAUGUUUGUCGAGUCACUGGCUGGAAAGGCUGGAUGUCUGCACGGUGUCGCACAAGACAGCACACCGUUCAAGUUCAAGGAUACCGCAGGCGAGACUGCCGUCGAGCACUUCGGUCACCAGUUGAAGCGCGCUGGCUUCAACUACUAUGGUAACGAGCCCAUGUACUCUGGUAUCACUGGUCAGGAGCUCGGCGCCGAUAUCUACAUGGGCGUCGUUUACUACCAGCGUCUUCGUCACAUGGUCAACGACAAGUUCCAGGUUCGUACCACCGGUCCUGUCACUGCUUUGACCGGACAGCCCAUCAAGGGUCGUGCCAAGGGUGGUGGUAUCCGUGUCGGUGAGAUGGAGAGAGAUUCUCUGAUUGCUCACGGUACAGCUUUCCUGCUGCAAGAUCGUCUGAUGAACUGUUCCGAUUACCAAAAGGCGUGGAUUUGCCGCGCCUGUGGCUCUUUCCUCUCCGCACAGCCUACCGUCAACCAAUACAGUCAUAAGAAGGGCGUCAAUGCCAGCAAUGUCAGAUGUAGAAGAUGCAGUACGAAGGCUUCUGGUUCAGAGCCAAGAAGUGACACCUGGGAGGAUGGCAGAGGUGACAAGUUCGUUGGUGGUUCGGACGUCACGGUCGUCGCUGUUCCCGGUGUCUUGCGCUACCUGGAUGUCGAGCUGGCGGCUAUGGGUGUCAAGAUGAAGUUCGAUAUCACGCCGUAGAUCUAAAAGCUGAUGGGGUGGUUGUUUGCAUAUAAGCAUUUGCAUAUUUCUUUUUACUAUACCAAAAUGGAGUUUAGCUGGUUUUCGUUACUCAAUUAGAUCUACAUUUCUCGAAAUGCG
This is a messenger RNA of Aureobasidium subglaciale EXF-2481, 3952 nucleotides long. RefSeq lists its product as uncharacterized. Bases 197 to 3832 code for a protein of 1211 amino acids. Gene Ontology annotation, biological process: DNA-templated transcription. The transcript has 3 exons. The record is from RefSeq and is a predicted model, not a curated record. Gene Ontology annotation, cellular component: RNA polymerase I complex; nucleus. Gene Ontology annotation, molecular function: ribonucleoside binding; DNA binding; DNA-directed RNA polymerase activity. Lineage: Eukaryota; Fungi; Ascomycota; Dothideomycetes; Dothideales; Saccotheciaceae.